Molecule: messenger RNA, 2256 nt
Organism: Porites evermanni
Lineage: Eukaryota; Metazoa; Cnidaria; Anthozoa; Scleractinia; Poritidae
Source: the annotation of a GenBank genome assembly
AUGGUGGAACAGAAAAUUGCCGGCCCGUCUCGCGACAACAAAGGGCGCUUUCGCAGGUGCCUAUCCAUGCAUGAAGCAGGUCGAAGAAAAAACUUAGGCAAAAUUUGGGAACAUAAAUCACCAGACCGUGAAGAGGUGUGUUUUGAGAAUAUGACCAAAAUAAGCGGUAGGCGUGUCGUCGAACUUGACUUACUCGCUGAAGCGUUGGAUCGUGGAUGCAACACUUGUACUAAUCCACUUCAAUUAUCCCGCAUCACAGACGAAACAGUCUCUGGAUUGGGUUCUUUCCUGUACAUAAUGUGCUCUAAUCCAGAUUGCGGAGAACUAAACAUCUGUCAAACAAGUAAAACCCACAUGGUGCCUGGCAGGAUGCGUGGACGUCCAAUCUUCGACGUAAACACAAAGCUCGCCGCAGGUUUGUUAUGAGACUUUGUAACUUAUCACACUUACAUUUGUACAGAUUUGUACCAACUUUUUUCUCGAUUAUUUACUCUUUAUUUACAUUCACAGGAAUGCUACAUGCAGGAAUGGGAGCAACACAUGUAAAUGCUCUAUUAUCCUCUUUAAACAUCCCUCCUGUUCAUGGGGACACAUUAAAAGCCAGAGAACAAGAAAUUGGUCCGGCCAUCGAGGACAUUGCUAACACAUCCUGUGAACGUAUGUUAGAGGAGGAAAAGAAACAGUGGGGAAGUACCGAACGUGUAAAUGAAACAGUGCCUAUUGGAGCGUCCUAUGAUAUGCGGUGGCAGAAAAGAGGGAAGGGUCAUAAUAGUUUAACAGGUACUUGAAAUAAGGUGCUAAGAAUAAGAAUAUUGAAUAACUUUCCCACAAAAUAACUAUGUUGUAAACAGUAACCUAACAACUCAUGUAAAUAAUUUGGGGAUGGGGUGGCAGAAAGAGUUUAUUUAUUGAAGGGUGCCCUGAAGUUGUCACAAACUAGUUUUAAAGAUUUUUCCUUUCAGUAAGAUGGCUUAUUUGUCUGCUGUUAUCACGGUUGAAGUACUAAAUCUUACCAAGACAUCUGUCUAAAAUUCUCAGGGAACUACAUCCAUGACCCAAUCUUUCAUGUGGCAUACUUUUAGUUUUACUGCAGGGGGUAUUGGGCAACUCGCUCAAAAUACCUUAACAGGUAUGUGCUACUCAUUAGGCUAAUUGAAUGUGUUAGGAAUACAUGUAUUAAUCUGAAAAGAACAGGAUUUCAAAUAACUUGUGAAUUGCCUCAAAGGGCAUCAUUUUGCAUGUAAAAUCCUUCUAAAGUAAGUCCAACACUUUAGGUCUGAGCAGCACAUACCCAUCCAAAAUCUACAUGAGGUCCACCCCCUUGAUUACACCACUCAGGUUUUUUUUUUCUUUGGUUUACUUUUUAUAUUGUCAGGAGUUGGUUCUCUGAUUGGUGUAAAAACAGGCAAGGUGAUUGGAUUUGGAACAAGGACUAAGAGGUGUGCAACAUGCGAAGCAGCGAGUAGAGCUGGAAAGAGGGCUCGCACGCACGACUGCAGAUGUAACUGGGAUGGCUCAUCAAAGAGCAUGGAAGCAGAUGUAUGUGCCCAGCUUGUGAAAUCAUGUGAGGAAAACGGUGAAGCCCAGAUGGCAAUCCUUGUGGGGGAUGAUGAUUCUUCAACUAUAAAGAAAGUGAGAGACACCCUUGACCAUGACGUUGAAAAAUGGUCUGACAUUGUCCAUGCAAAGAGAGCUUUUGCAUCUUCUCUUUAUGGUUUACAGAAAUCACACAAAAAGUUAACUGCUAAAGUGAUUGACUAUUUGCAGAAGUGCUUCAGCUAUGCUGUUACACAAAACAAAAAUGACCCCACUGGAGUAAAAAAUGGCCUCCGAGCGAUAGUUCCACAUGCCUUUGGUGAUCAUGGCACUUGUUCCAUCUCUUGGUGCAAGUACCUAAAAGAUCCCGUCACCUAUCGUCACAGCACUCUACCCCAUGGCAAAGAUCUAGAGGGGGAAGACUUGAAAAAAGACCUGCAAGAAACCAUCGAAAUUUACUGUGACAAUGCAGAAAAGUUGGCUCCACUUGGAUCUAGUCAAGCCAAUGAAGCACUAAAUAAUACCAUAGGCAGCAAAGCCCCCAAAAUCAGGCAUUACGGCUCAAGUGAGAGCAAUGACUAUCGUGUGGCAUGCGCAGUGAGCCAAAAGAAUAUUGGCCAUUCAUAUGUGAGUGAGGUAUGUAAUGUGGACAAGUACAGUUUUACUCCUUGUUACAUACCAAUACACAUUUUGUGUGGCAUUAGAAAUAACAUCACCUAG